AGCGGGAAAAUGAAAAGAGGACUGAUCUUAAAGACGUGGAAUCUGCUCUAUUUGGAAGAACCAUUUACUGAUAGAUGACCAAGUGUUGCAGCACGAGUUUCACUGUAUGACCAAACUCAGAAAGAAAAAUGAAGAAGACUUCCAGACAAAAUGUGUUGAACCAAUCGGCUUACUUGACACGCAGGUCUGCAGGAUGCACGUUGAGAUUUUUUAGGCAACAAACAUGGCCGAGCUGGCAAAUCAUCUCUCUCUCUCUUUGCUUUUCCUCCUAAAUAAGAACAGAAACUCGCCCGCCUCCUUCCCUCUCUCUGUCCCUCACUCUCCAACAUAAACUCUCAGUGUCUCUCCCUUUUCUUUCCACCCCCUCACACACUCUUACACACUUUCUCCCCCUUAAGCUCAUCCCACUCUCUCUCCCUCUCUUCCUUCCUUUUCUAUGUGUUACUCUCUCUCUCUCUCUCUCUCUCUCUCUCUCUCUCUCUCUCUCUCUCUCUCUCUUUCUCUCUCGGGGGCUGAGCGGCCGUAAACGUAAGCGCCCGUCAUCUCUUAUCAUCGCCACUGUGUUCCCAGAGAGCGCGGCAGUCCACAUCUCUCCCUCUGUCUCUUUCUCUCUCUGUCUUCUUCUUCUCGUUCACCGUCUCUCUCUCUCUCUCCUCUCCUCUCCUCUGUGGAUGUAACUCUGAUUCAGAUGUCUGCUGUCAUGUUCUGCGGUCUGAGGAGGGACGUCGGGGCAAACAGUGUCGAUGACGGGCCUUAUGGGAAAACAAAGGACAUAUCAGGUCCAGAGCACAACAUGGCCUCGAGGAGACACAGUAUACCAGAAGCUCUGCGGGGGGUAACCAUGGUGGAGCUGGUGAAGAAAGAAGGCAGCACGCUCGGCCUGACCAUCUCAGGAGGGACCGACAAGGACGGGAAACCGAGAGUAUCGAACCUACGGCCCGGAGGACUGGCAGCCAGGAGCGACCAGCUAAAUGUUGGCGACUACAUCAAGUCAGUGAACGGCAUCAAUCUGACCAAACUGAGGCACGAAGAGAUCAUCAGCUUACUGAAGAACGUAGGAGAGCGAGUCCUGCUGGAGGUGGAGUAUGAACUGCCCCCUACAGCCCCAGACAGCAGCUCAGGGGUGAUAUCAAAGACAAUCGACAUCUGUUUGCACAAAGAGGGGAGCAGCUUUGGUUUCGUCAUGAGAGGUGGUAUGCACGAGGACUGGCACAAGUCUCGCCCCCUAGUGGUCACCUACGUCAGGCCAGGCGGUCCUGCAGACAGAGAAGGCACGCUGCGUCCCGGUGACCGUCUCCUCAGUGUGGACGGCGUACCGCUGCACAACGCCAACCACAGCGACGCCCUCAGCGUGUUGGCCCAGUGCGGACAGGAAGCUCUGUUCCAGAUAGAGUACGACGUCACCAUCAUGGACACGGUGACGAACGCCUCCGGCCCGCUAUUAGUGGAGAUCGCCAAGUCGCCGGGAGCUACGCUGGGAAUCACGCUGACCUCAGCCAGUCAUCGAAACAAGCAGGUCAUCGUCAUCGACCGAGUUAAACCUGGCAGCGUGGUGGACAGAUGUGGAGCGCUGCAUGCCGGGGAUCACCUGCUGUCCAUAGACGGAACGUCGACAGAGCACUGCACGGUCCUGGAGGCGACGCAGCUUCUGGCGAGCACAACAGAGCUGGUGAAGUUAGAAAUGCUCCCCUCCCAUCAGACACGGCUAGCUGGGAAGCAGCACGACACAGUGAAGGUUCAGAAGUCGGACCACCCCCACUCGUGGGACCCCUGCGUCAACUACUGUCACACUGCAAACUCCACCCUCUGCAACACAAGCUCCACCCUCAACAAGUCAUGGACGGCCUCCAACAACAACACCAUCAACAGCCUCGACUACUGCAAGUCUUUGGUUUCUGCCAGUUUCUCCCCGGGCUCUACGACCACGUCGGGCCCCAGCAGUCAGAGCUCCAGCACCCUGCCCCGACCUUCAGUUCCCAUGAGUCCUCGGAACUCGCUGCUCAAACGGCGGCAGAGAAAGAAAGAACACAAAAGUUCCUUGUCUCUGGCGUCCAGCUCGGUGGGUCCCGGUGGUCAGGUGGUUCAUGUAGAGACCAGUGAGGUCGUUCUAACAGGCGACCCGCUAAACGGCUUCGGGGUCCAGCUGCAGGGGGGAAUAUUUGCCACAGAGACACUGUCAGCACCCCCGCUGAUCAGGUUCAUAGAGCCUGACAGCUCUGCAGAGAGGUGCGGCCUGCUGCAGGUGGGGGACCGCCUCCUGUCGAUCAAUGGAAUCCCCACCGAGGACGGGACACUGGAGGAGGCCAAUCAGCUUCUCCGAGAUGCAGCGCUGACCAACAAGGUCUCUCUGGAGAUAGAAUUCGAUGUAGCAGAGUCCGUGGUGCCUAGCAGUGGUACGUUUCAUGUCAAACUGCCCAAGAAGAGAGGAGUGGAGCUUGGGCUCACCAUCAGCGCCAGUAAGAAGCAGGGAGAGCCUCUCAUCAUUUCUGACAUCAAGAAGGGCAGCAUGGCACACAGAACAGGAACUCUGGAGCCCGGUGAUAAACUCUUGGCCAUCGACAACAUCCGACUGGAGAACUGUUCCCGGGACGACGCGGAGCAGAUCCUGCAGCAGUGCGAGGAGCUGGUCAAACUAAAGAUACGCAAAGACGAAGACAACUCAGACGAGCAGGAGACGUCAGGCAGCAUCAUCUACACGGUGGAGCUGAAGCGGUACGGAGGCCCUCUGGGUAUCACCAUCUCAGGCACCGAGGAGCCCUUUGACCCCAUCACUAUAUCCGGCCUGACCAAGAGAGGCCUGGCCGAGAGGACGGGGGCCAUUCAUGUCGGCGAUCGCAUCCUGGCUAUCAACAGCGUGAGUCUGAAAGGUAAACCUCUGAGUGAAGCCAUACACCUGCUGCAGAUGGCCGGAGAGACGGUCACCCUGAAGAUCAAAAAGCAGCUCGACAAUUUGGAGGAGAGGAAGGCGGCAGAAGCAGAGGACACGACGGAGAACGAGAUCAGCGACACCGAGGAGGACGAUUUGACGGACAGCCAGCAGACCAAUAAGCUGUCCGAGCUCUACUCCACGACCAUCCCCAGCGUGGACUCGGCCAUGGAGUCGUGGGACGGCUCAGGGAUGGACGCCGGCUACGGCAGCCAGGGGACGUACAACCACCAGGCAGCGGGUAUCGCCCUCCACCCACAUGAGUGGCGUAGCGCCAAACAGCAGCGCAGCACCACGCCCCCUCCUGGACGCAGGAAGAACUACCCCUUCAGUGACGGAGGCUUCAGUGAGGAUGACUGGGACAAACCACCCGGAUUUAUCAGCCAACAAGAUGGUAUCCUGUUAGAUCCAGACGACAGUUUCUGGUGUCAGGCGCUCGAGGAUCUGGAGACCUGCGGCCAAUCAGAGCUCCUCAGAGAGAUAGAGGCAUCCAUCAUGACCGGAACAGCCAUCAGUCUGGGAGUAGAUGGAGUCAACAAGCCUCCACCUGAGUCCAUCCUGAGCCACAGCAGGAUGAGCCCGCUCCGGAGAAAUUCUCUCCUACACCAGGCCAACUUCCUGCACCAGAAUGCACACCUCCACCAGGGAGCCCACCUGCACGAGGAGGCCCACCUGCACGAAGAGGCCCAGCUCCAUCAAGAUAAAAUGUUUUUUUAUCCAGACAUCCACCUGCACCAGGAGGCCCUUUUCAACCAUGAUGCCCACCUGCACUCGGGGGCCCACCUCCACCCGGAUAACCAGUCCCCUCUGCUGCACCACGACCCCAAGUCCAAGGCCUCCCUGAGAGUGUCGGAGAGGACGUGGGAGUCUCGUCGGAUCAAGGAGGAGAUGCAGGGGAUUCUGUCCCCAACGCCUCUAGAGCUGCACAAAGUCACCGUCAUAAAGGACCCAGAGAACGACGACUUCGGCUUCAGCGUGUCCGACGGCUUCUUGGAGAAAGGAGUUUACGUGAACAUGAUCAGACCCGACGGGCCCGCUGACCGCUCCGGGCUCAGACCCUACGACAGGAUCCUGCAGGUGAACCACGUGAGGACGAGGGACUUCGACUGCUGCUUGGCGGUUCCUCUGAUCACAGAGGCCGGGGACAGACUGGAACUGGUCAUCAGCAGGAACCCAAUGGCAAACGACGACGACGACGAUGAAGACGACUUAGAGGACAAUAACAACACUUUGGACCACCUGCAAGAUCUGUAACACACACACACACACACACACACACACACACACUGAAAGACAGCGUAAGACUAACAGAGACGCGCUUUAACUGGUGAUGAAGUGCAAAGGUACAGCUCCUGGAUCUGACCGAAACAGACAAACCCCGCCUGCCGGCAAUAAUUCUACUAAAACACAGACUCCUUCACAUCAUUGCAUGCACACAAAGUCUCCCCCUUCCACAUCCAUGCUGGAUUCAACUGCUCUUAUAUGUUGUAUUUCUCCAUAGAAGUACAGCCACAGAUCAAAUCCCACUAGAGACCCCCCCCCCCGACCCGCCCCUCCUGAAGGCUGACUCAGAGUGCUCACUGCGCUGUUCCAACAUAAACAACCACUUACUUGCCACUUUAACCUUCCAUUUCCACAGAUUCAGACUCUUUAAAUCUUGUUUUGACUGAAAACAAACGACUCAAACCUGCAAUUUAGGGUGAGGUAAUUUCCGCUGUUAUUAAUGCCAGGCCAUAGAUUUAUGGAAAUGACUGGUGCACCAGGGGGGGAUUUGCCUUAUUACAUAAUAUUGUGGGUGAUUUUUGAGAGACAGGGCCUUGUUCGGUUUGCAGAGUUUCAUGUGUUUUUUAAAACGAUCUGAGAAGAGGUUUGAACAAACGUUUAUGAAGGAAAAGUGUCUCACUUUGGUUUACACUGAUGUAGCCGUGGUAAAAAGUCUGUUCUGCUGCUACAAUUCUGCUGCUCUUCUGUACGGCCCGACCGAUUAAUCAGCCAGCCGAUAAUAUCGGUCGAUAUCAGCAUGUCCAGUGACUAUCGGUAUCGGCUAAUUUUAUCUCAUAAUAUGUGCCGAUAUUACUCGAUUUAUUCUCCAGUCAAUUUUCAGUGCAUUACACUAGCAGUUCUCGUUCACCAGCAGAGGGCGCUAUAUGGAUUACAACAAGCAUCAUCACUCUGCAGAGUGAUGUACGUAAAUGCUCAGUUACUUUCCAGUUUAGUGACCAUCUUGUCUUUAUUUUUAAAUCUUUUCCACAAGUGUUUGAUAACUGCAUUUGAGAAAUCGAUCUCUACAGAUUGAACAUAGAUCUAAGAAAGAUAUCGGCCAAUAUAUCGGUAUCAGAUUUUUUUCUCUAGCCCCACUAUCGAUAUCGGUUUUGGAAAAAUCCCGUAUCGGUCGGGCCCUACUCUUCUGCAAUUUCCAAGAAUCAUUUCCCGGAGAAUUUAACUUUUUCUUAUCUAGGCAUAAAAGUCUUCUAAAUUCGACACAUCUGCACCGUCGAAGUCGAGCAAAGUGAUAUUUUUUGAACAUCUGAAUUUGUGCAAUCAAGACAAGAUCCAGACCAUGAUAGUAGUCAAUCUGUUUUUAUAUAAUCCAAUGAUUAUCGGAAACUCCAGAAUGGAAGGAUUUGGGACUUUCUCAACUCUACUGACAAACUGAACGUUUGAUAUAAGAUAGAAGUUAUUUAUGAAUGUAUCCUUUGCUGUAAGAGGAUUGGAUCGCUGUGCCCCGGAGAGACUACGUUGCCAAAAACAAGAACAUUGUCCUGCUACAUUUUGACCCUAUUCCUACGCGCGAGUCGUCGUUUGGUCUUUGCCGAUCGAUCCCUGCAGCUCUCUGAGACGGACGAAUUCAGCUCACCUCAUUUCAGGUGUACAAAGCCUCAGAGCAUCAGCCACUUCAAAGCUGCAGAGUUCAUGAUUUGGCUCCGGUGUAAUCGCAGAUAAUAACUAUUUAUGCCAGUGAAGGUGCUGUGUGUUGCAUUUCUGAGAGCUUCAGUUAAACAUUCAGGUAAGCGACAUUAAUUUAAUUAACGUUUAACAGGAAUUAAGUGAUGAUCAGCGACCACAAACAGAGCUAAAGCCGGACGUUUUUGAUGAACACAGAAGAAGAAACAAAGACGUGAUUGAGGGAUCAAAUGUUCCUGAGCAGACUGUUAAUACUUUAGUGUUUCUGACCGAGCCUAACUAAAGAGCAGACCGGUAACAGCAAAGACGGCAUCUUUCUUACAUUUAUUUUGUUACACUAAAAUAUCUAAAUUAAUUAAAAAUGGACUAAACCCAUGUUAUAUAUAUUUUGUUAUUGAGUUCUUACAUUACCUCAAGUAUUUCCUAAAGUUAUCAAAACCAGAGAAAUCCUUUUAGAAUCCAUUUUAGAGCCAUGGCAGACACAACAUGUUUGUUGUUGCCGUGGAAACACUGGGUGUUACAUCAAAGGCCCCUACAUAAUGAAGCGUGAGCUGCUACUGAAAGCUGCCGUCCUGUUACUGUAUCUGCUGCUGUGAUAAAAACGUCAUGUAAAUUAUACUCGGAUACAUAAGCUCGUCGGUAAACAGAUUUUCUUGCUCAGGUCGGUUUUUCCCAGGUCGUCAUGACUACUGUCGACUCAGAGUUCGUUUUUAUCAGAGGUGGGGGAGGGGAGAAUCACUCCCAUGAUUCCCCGCCAGCCUCGACGUCAUCUUUUGUUAUUGUCUUGAUUGAGAGCCCUCUGGUGGCGCAAUUUACAAACUGUGCCCCCAAGUCUGUUGGUUCUCCUUCAGCUAUCCUCUAUUUAUGCCCUGUAGACAGGGUGUCCCUGAUUGGACGGGGCCGCCUCUCUUCCCCCACGUGGUGUAAGGGCUAACGGUUAAAAAAACAGGUUUGAGCCUCUGAGCGAACAAACAACCUGCAGAAAGCACAGACUCGUCAGUGUGAACACAGAGCUGAGAACAACAAAACCAGAGGGUCGCAAAUCAUUGCUCCACGAUAUUAGAUCUGUGCUGCGGAUUAAUAAUCAGAAUGUUGCAUUUCAAGCUUUUAAAGAACAACUUUCUCUCUAGUCAUCGUUUUGGACGUCAUUUGCAAAACGUCCCGGCUGCAUUUUUACUUCCUCCUUAUUCACUCCACCUAAAAUAGCUUCACCCACUUUUUGCAACUCAAGCGUGAAAGCAUUGUAGUGAAACAAAUGUAAAGAAACCCGAACCUACAAUUUUUUGACUUUUCCGAAUCCGCCCACACCGGCUGUGCGUACCUGCUAUUUUUGGUGAGUUUGCUAACAGCAGCGAUUCCCUCCACUCAUUCCUUCCUGUUUGAAACUCAAAUCACUGACAGAUUCACAGAAACCAGACAGGCCGUUUGCUCUCGUCCUCUCGUGUACUUUCCAGCGUGUCUGCAGGUGACGUUUUUAUUAUGUAUAUUCCUUUGAGUGUGGACUUAUGCAAGCACAAGAACGAGAAUUAAUAACACGGUUUUUAGAGUGUAAAAAAAAAAAAAAAGAGAAAUAAAGAGAGGAGAGAGCGGCGGAUUAAUCUGUGUGGGAAUGUACGUGUGAAAGUGAGGGAACAGAGAAUAACCUUUGUCCUCCGCAGGGUUGGAAAAUAAUUCGACAGGAACAAUCACAACCUCUGUUCUCGCUCCCUCUCUCUCUCUCUUUCCUCACAUUGUUACACACAGUCAAAAUCCAGCUGCCCCCUCUGAGACCGCCGUGUGUGUGUGUGUGUGUGUGUGUGUGUGUAUGUGUGUGUGUGAGCAAUGUUUCUAUGUAUACUAUACACGUGUGUUUACAUGUAUGUAUCUUAAAGGAUGUCCGUUUUUUCCCCCAUUUGAGCAUGUAUGAGCAUGUGUUUGUGUGUGGAUGUGUAACACAGUGGGAGCUAUGGUGGUGUACAUUUCACUGUACAGAGGUGAUUCUUUUUUUUUUUUUUUUAGCGGGGGAUGGGGUCCGUUAGAAUUUUUCCGUCUCUGAGACUGAACACAGAAUACGAGUCAGAUUUUGAGGGCGAGCUAAGGAAACUUUUUCAUAACUUUGACUUCUCUCCGUGAACCGACUACAAAACAAAAAGAAGCACACUGUUGAAUACCAUGCACUGUAAGUACGUUCAUGUUCGACACGUCAUGUUCGAGUGGUUUUUUUUAUACGCGAUGUCAAGUGGCCAAAAAAACAGUUUUUGUAAUGCAACAAAAAAAAAAAAGAUGAAAAGCCUUCUUUAUUGUUCUGUUAAUUUAUUUGUAUGUACUGUACGUAUGUUUGUAUGUGUGGUCAUCCAUACUCACUAUGCAUCUCUGGGUAGAAGGUCAGUUUAAAGCCCAAUCCGGAAACGCAACGACAGAUGAGCAAUACAUGUUUUUCAAGGUUAUUUUUUUGGACGCUCUUAAUGCCUUUUUAGUUAGAGACAGGACGAUGGAUGGAGUCAGAAAUCCGGAAGCGAGAGUUGGGGAAAGGAGCCACAGGUGGGAUUUAAACCCCAGGACAUCCACUUGUAGGAUGACAGCCUCCAUACAUGGGGGCACGCGCACAAACCAAUACAGCCAAUUUCAACAUACUCCGUUUGCGCAGCGGUAGUUCUCCUGUGAUGUGUGAACCGCGGCGCUGACAGACCGUGGCGCACACAGAGUAUAUCUAAAUGAGGAGUUACUCUCUCCCUGAUUUAAUUCUCUAUCCACAGUCCUGUCUUUACAAUAAAGGCAAUAGAAAAGUACAGCCCCAGGCCGGAUUUGAACCCUGGCCGUCCACUUGGGAGGACCACAGCCUCCGCACAUGGGGGCGCGCACACAAACCACCAGGCUACCAGCUCGACUUUUAAUGAGAUUGUAAUUCCAUUAUUUGCAUUUUAAAACAGUCUAAAGGUACAAAGUAGAACGCUAUUAAUGCAAUAAAAAAGUAUUCAUUUAUUACGGACCUUGAAUCAUAUCCCGAUCAAUGGGUCAAUGCAUCCAAGCCAAGAAGGGACUUUCAAUAAUAUACAAGUCAGUCGACUUGUAUUUUCGCAUGUAAAAUUCUCAGGUCCAAUUUCCUUGAAUUAAAGUGAAUAUUAAGCUGUUGGAGGAAUUUGAAACAGACGUUACGAUCACGUCCAGGAAAAGUAAAAUUGCUCCGAGCCAACUUCAGUAUUCUGGAGAGGUUGGAAGCACUCUGAAAUUAAAGGCGGUGGGCGCUGCUAGCUUAAAAAAAGCUGUUAAUUGACACGGGCGCUUGAUCAGUUUGAUAAGCAUUCAUACAUGUUAUACUGUAAGCUUGCCAGUUAGGCACUCUUCAGAUAACUGGUCAGACCUGACAAUCCAGUCGCCAGUAUUGAAAACAUGAAUUCAGGCGUCUGAACUGGAACCCCAGAAAGAUGCGACUCUGCGGGGGGAGAGGUUCAUGAUUUAGUGUUGUAGUCAAGACCACACUAACAUCAUCUUGUGAGCAGGCGGCGUGUCACUCACUUAGACCGGGAAGGUAGUGGCCGUAACCGGGGGAUAAAAAAAAAAGACAAUCAGUGGUGGUUUUGACCGGUUUUGAUUUAAAAUCCGGAGUCCGCGAAGUCUGAGACGAAACCAAGACCUUCAAAAAGUGGUCUCGAGACAAAGACAGAUUUUGAGUACUACCACACCAACUUUUAAAACUUCUAUCUUAUGAUCUGUUAUUCAUUUUGGUUUCAGGACUUCUCUCUCCUUUCCUGAUGAAUCACAGGAGAACUUUCCACACAGACUUAUUGGCUUCUUGCAGACCUUUAACCCAUUUCAAAAGAUGCUCUGAAAGGUAUCAUCAGACAUCGUUGCGGUUCGGGAUUGGGCCUUUAACGUAUGCGUUGAUAUUGUGUAGUAUUUUUUUUUUAAUUGUGUAAAGUUCUAUUCUAUGUAAAAUAGUAUUUUUCUAUGACGACGUAACUCUUCCAAAACGAGGGAGAAAAUACAAAACAAACUGAUGAAGGGGGAAAAUAAAAAUGUAUAUCUUUGAUGUCGUUGUUGUUUUGUUUGAUUCAUUUUCUAUGAAAUAAAGACUGUACUGCUAUACUUCUCUUUUUGAGAAGAAGAGAUGAAAAAAGGAAAAUAAAAAGUCUAAUUUUA
This is a messenger RNA of Labrus mixtus (cuckoo wrasse), 9949 nucleotides long. RefSeq names its product glutamate receptor-interacting protein 2-like. The record is from RefSeq and is a predicted model, not a curated record. Gene Ontology annotation, molecular function: protein binding. Gene Ontology annotation, biological process: neurotransmitter receptor transport, endosome to postsynaptic membrane. Bases 689 to 4180 code for a protein of 1163 amino acids. NCBI's taxonomy places the organism in Eukaryota, Metazoa, Chordata, Actinopteri, Labriformes, Labridae. The transcript is spliced from 25 exons.